This is a messenger RNA of Quercus robur (English oak), 3257 nucleotides long. Its product is annotated as wings apart-like protein 1. The coding region runs from base 279 to 2948 and encodes 889 amino acids. Gene Ontology annotation, biological process: regulation of chromosome condensation. The transcript is spliced from 13 exons. NCBI's taxonomy places the organism in Eukaryota, Viridiplantae, Streptophyta, Magnoliopsida, Fagales, Fagaceae. The record is from RefSeq and is a predicted model, not a curated record.
AUCAAAAUCGCACAGAAUUUCACAAACACCAAACCAAACCAAACCAAACCAAACGGACCCUCUUGAAAUUCCAAAUCAGCCACUUCAGCAAAUUAAAACCUUGCCCUUCUCUACUUUCUUUCUUUCUUUUCUUUGUUUCUCCUUCUUCUUCUUCUUCAUUCUAUCUUUCUUGGCUUGGCUGCUAUUGAUUCUCAAUUCAAAUAUUUUCGUAAAUCCCCAAAAAGCCCUUCAAUUUUUCCUCUAAAUGCCCAAUUCAACAACAUAACUCACCACCGAAAAUGAUCGUCCGUACAUACGGUCGUCGCAACCGAGGAGGCAUUCCAAGAACUUACUCAGAUUCUUUAAACGACAUCGUGCACGUCCACGACGACGACGACGUCAGCGACGAAGACGUGGACGAACAAAACGACCUGCCGUUCAAAGACUCUUCUCUCUCCCAAGACCACAGCCUCUAUAGCUUUAAUUUCUCGUCUCAGGAAUCGUCGUCCCACUCCAACUGUACAGCAUUCGAAUCCGCCAAAUCAAACGGUGUCCCUAGGAGGCCGCUAAACAAGAAGCCCAAGAAAGCUAACGGUUCUUGUUCUUUCUCGAUUCCGGCCACCUCCACGUUGAUGGAGGCUCAGGAGUUUGGAGAGAUGAUGGAGCACGUCGACGAGGUCAAUUUCGCUCUCGAUGGCCUCAGGAAACCCCAGCCCGUACGGAUCAGAAGGGCUAGCUUGUUGUCCUUGUUGUCCAUUUGCGCCACUGUACAGCAGAGACGCCUCUUGCGGACUCAAGGGAUUGCAAAGACAAUAAUUGAUGCUAUUUUGGGCCUCAGCUUUGAUGACUCACCCAGCAAUCUGGCUGCUGCCACUCUUUUCUGCGUUUUAACUGGUGAUGGUCAAGAUGAUCAUCUUUUGGAAUCAUCCAGUUGCAUCUGUUUUCUAAUCAAGUUGUUGAAACCAACAGCUUUAAUGGCUACUGAAGACAAAGCACCAAAAAUAGGCCUCAAGCUUCUUGCACUACGGAAUGAAGCCGACAUAUGUCGUGAUACAAUGAAAAGAGUCGAUUCCAGUUCUGCUGCUAUUGUUUCAAAGGUUCAGGAAAUACUUAUAAGUUGCAAGGAAUUGAAAUCAAGCCGUGAUGAUGAUACUGGAAUGGGGAGGCCAGAGCUAUGUCCAAAAUGGAUAGCUUUGCUGACUAUGGAGAAAGCUUGCUUAACCACUAUCUCUCUUGAAGAAACCUCUGGUGCAGUAAGGAAGACUGGGGGCAAUUUCAAGGAAAAAUUAAGAGAGCUUGGAGGACUUGAUGCUGUUUUUGAGGUCGCCAUGAAUUGUCAUUCCAAUUUGGAGGGUCGGAUGGAACGUAAUUCACCUUCUUCUCAGGGUGGAAAAAAUGACCUGAAUCUUCAAAGUUUGGUGCUGCUAUUAAAAUGUUUGAAGAUAAUGGAAAAUGCCACAUUCCUCAGUAAGGAUAAUCAGAGUCAUUUGCUUGGAAUGAAAGGAAACUCAAAUCCUCGGGGAACCCCAAUAUCUUUUAUAGAGCUCAUUAUAAGUCUCAUCAAGACUCUUUCAGGUCUUUAUCUACUUAGAAGUUCUCCUGCCAUCUCCAAUGAUGAAAAGUCUUGUAAUCUCUCUGAUGGGACUUGUCAUGCUUCUGAAUUGGCUUUAAUUGAAGACUUCAAAGUGGACAGCAGUGAGACUUUUUCCAUCAAUUCCUCUAGAAAGUGGUGUAGCACAGGGAGGACCUCCUCUCAGAAGAGCUUCAAUAUAUCUGGGAACAGCCCAUUGUUGCCAACUACUCAGUUUGAUUAUUCUAUAUCCGGUUCUGAGACUACCAGCACUUCCAUGAAUGAUACUUGUUCGUUAAAGAUGAGAGUCACUUCUUCUAUGUCUGGCUCAUGCAAUGGAACAUCAAAGCGUUCAAGUAGUGGCAUAUUUGUAACUGAUAAUGGCUCCAGCAAGAACUUUGGGUGUGGUAAGAGACCAAACGAUACAGAAGAUGCCAAGCUCGAACUUUUAGAGAACCGGGAUCCUUUUGCUUUUGAUGAAGAUGAUUUUGAGCCGUCUAAGUGGGACUUAUUAUCUGGGAAGCAAAAAACAUCUCAAACUCGGAAAAGUAGGGUACCAUACAGAGAACUUGAAGAUGGGUGUCAAUCUCAGCGGUUAAUGAGCCAACAAGAAUCAAGUAAUGGUGAAAACAAGUUUUCCCAGGAACUUUCCUGUCCAGUUGCUGCUGAUGAAGAGGGUUCCAGUCUUCUAGCUGACUGCCUUCUUACUGCUGUUAAGGUUCUAAUGAACUUAACAAAUGACAACCCUGUUGGUUGUUGUCAAAUUGCUGCCUGUGGCGGACUGGAGACCAUGUGUUCUUUAAUUGCUGGGCACUUUCCUUCAUAUAGUUCGUCCUCAUCUCCCCCCAUUUUGAUAAAAGAGAAUAGUUCAAGCACUGAUCUUGACCACCAGAAUGAUAGACAUCUCACUGAUCAAGAGCUGGAUUUUCUUGUUGCGAUUUUGGGCCUGCUAGUGAACUUGGUAGAGAAAGAUGGUCAUAACAGAUCACGACUUGCAGCAGCCAGAGUUCCAUUGCCUAACUUUGAAGGGUUAGAAGAGGAGAGUCAGAGGGAUGUGAUUCCACUACUUUGCUCUAUCUUUUUGGCCAACCAAGGAGCAGGCGAGGGAGCUGAUGAAGAAAAAAAUUUAACAUGGAAUGAUGAGACGGCUGUAUUACAAGGAGAGAGAGAAGCUGAGAAGAUGAUUGUGGAAGCUUAUUCAGCCCUUCUUCUAGCAUUUCUUUCAACUGAAAGUAAGAGCAUUCGUGAAGCUAUUGCUGGCUGUCUCCCAAAACACAACCUGGCAAUUCUUGUACCUGUGUUGGACAGAUUUGUGGCAUUUCAUUUGACUUUAAACAUGAUUUCUCCGGAAACUCAUAAAGCUGUGAGCGAAGUAAUUGAAUCUUGUAGAGUGCCAUGAGAGCUCAAGAGAUUUUGUACAGCGUCAGCAUUUCUUACAUAUCAGGCAGCAGUGUUCUCACUUCCUGGAAGACAACUGUUUGUUAUGACACGAUUCCCUGCUGCUGCAAACUACAUCAAACUGACGACAAGCCUGUGUUAUAGUCUGAUUGAGCCUUUUCUUCUUCUCUUCAUAUUUGGGGUCCCUUGUUUUCUUUCUUUACUAGUGUAUUCUUUUUUUUUUUUUUAGCUCUCUUUGCACCAUUUUGUGCAGGCUGAGAUGCUUGUAUACGAAAAAAUGAUAGUAGAAUGAAAGUGUUUUCUUUGUCCA